AUGGCCGCAUGUCUUGGACUGAACUUAGCGCAGAAAAUAUGCAAAAGUUUGGAAACAAAGUUGAAUUUGGUUACUUUCUGGUCAGAUAGUACAAAUGUUCUUUGGUGGAUUCGAGGAAAAAGCAGACGAUAUAAACCAUUUGUAGCCAACAGAGUAGGGAUGAUUCAUAGUGUUACAGCACCUGAACAAUGGUUUUACGUUCCCACAGCUGAAAACCCGGCAGAUUUAUCAUCUAGAGGUUUAUCAAUAACAAAACUGAGUGAAAGUAAAUUGUGGUGGACAGGACCUAAAUUUUUGAUGUUACAGAAAGAACACUGGCCUAAGAAAGACUUUGUACAAAGUGAUGAAGCAAACACUGAAUUGAAACGAAAGUCUAUGAGCAGUGACUGUGAAUUUUAUCAAUUUUUUACAGAAGAUAGAGCAAAUGCUGUUCUGGAAGAAGAUAGACUUGAUCCUAUACGUUAUUCCAGUUGGAGUCGGUUUGUAUAUGUAUUCACAUGGGUCAAUAGAUUUAUAGAUAACUGUCAACUUACAGAACAAGAGAGAAGAAAAUCGGGUCUUCUCGUCGAAGAAAUAAAGUCGUCAGAAAUGCGGAUUAUUAAAAAGGCUCAAAUGGAAAGUUUUAAAGAAGAUUAUCAAAGUCUCAUAAAGGGGAGAGAACUCUCAACAUCAAGCAAAAUAUUAGCUCUGAAUCCAAAGUUAGAUGAGGAAGGUGUAAUGCGAAGUGAUAGUCGAUUAAAGUUUCACGAGUACCUUCCAUAUGAUGUACGCUUUCCUAUUUUUCUUCCAAGGCAAAAUUGGAUUACAAAGUUAAUUAUAAGACAUUUCCAUGAGCAAAACAAACAUUGUGGUACAAAUCAAACUUUAUCAGCCUUAAGUGCAAAAUAUUGGAUUAUCUCAGCAAGGGAGGAAAUCCGUAAAGUUGAAAAUGACUGUUAUGAAUGCAGACGUUGGAAGGCUAAAGCAGCACGACAGAUUAUGGGACCUUUACCAGAGUUUAGGUUAGGAAAAUCGAUGCAAGCAUUCAGCGAAACAGCAGUAGAUUUCGCAGGUCCAUUUUUAACUAAACAAGGCCGCGGAAAAGUAAGACUAAAACGAUACUUAUGUGUUUUCACGUGCAUGGCAUGCAGAGCAGUUCAUCUAGAAAUAGCCUACAACUUGGACACAGACUCAUUUAUGAAUACGUUCUAUAGAUUCAUCAGUCGUCGUGGACUGCCAAAACUAGUUGUAUCGGACAAUGGUUCAAAUUUCAUAGGAGCUGCGAGAGAACUUCGUGAACUAUAUGAUCAGUUAGACAAAAACGUAAUUUCAAAAAGGGAGCAAGACAGGGCAUUCAAUGGCGUUUCAAUCCACCUACAGCACCUCAUUUCGGUGGUAUUCAUGAGGCGAUGGUCAAAAGCGCGAAGAAGGCAAUAUUUAAAAUAUUGGGAAAUGCAGACGUUAACGACGAAGAACUUUUAA
This is a messenger RNA of Mercenaria mercenaria, 1461 nucleotides long. RefSeq lists its product as uncharacterized. The record is from RefSeq and is a predicted model, not a curated record. Gene Ontology annotation, molecular function: nucleic acid binding. Bases 1 to 1461 code for a protein of 486 amino acids. Lineage: Eukaryota; Metazoa; Mollusca; Bivalvia; Venerida; Veneridae. The transcript has a single exon.